CGCCGAGAGAGUUCGAAGCCAUCAUGGUGGCAAGGCACGGCAUUCAGCUCGCCGUCUUCCUUAUCAAAUCCCACUUCGGCGAACUCGUCUCUAAAGUAUGCGAGUGCCUCCUCAAUCGAGGAUCCCUCUCGUUUCAAGAACUGGUUCGUUUCGCCGAGCUCGAUCCCGACGAUAAAUCCAGGAACAGCCUCCUCGUCAAGAAAUCCCUCCUCGUCCUCAUCCAGCACAACUGCGUCCAGGCCUUCUCUGUUCCUAAACUAGGUGGACCUGGAGGGUUGCCGAAGCUUCAGACCAAGUAUAUGAUACUGUUUGAUAAUGUUCUUCAUCGGUUGAGGUUUGCGAAGUUCUUGGCUAUUGUGAGAAAUGACCUUGGUCCAAAGUGUGAAGCUCUUCUCGAGGGUUUACUUCAACAUGGCAGGCUUACUUUUGACCAACUUGUGCUUCGAGCAACUUCAAAGCAACCUGAAGCAACGCAGGAUUGUGUUCGUACAAACUUCAAUGAACUGGUACAAUCACAUUACAUUGAGCGUUGUCCAAGGGCUGAUCCCUUCAUUGCACCAACUCCUGAAACUAAACCAGGAAGGAGAGGCAGUAAGUCUAGUGUAGAGAUUCCAACUAUUGAAGAACAAGCAAUCCUGGCUGCAUCUCUCUCAGAUAUUGAGAGAUUUUCUGGAAUUUCUCCGGCGACAAAUGCCGGUGUAGAAGAAAAAGAUGAAAAGUUAUCGGAGCAUUCUCCUAGUGUAUCAGUUGGCAAUAAGCGUAAACGUGAGAUAGAGGUUGACAGUGAUGUCCAAGCUACAAUCUCCGAGACCGAAAUUCUUUGGCGGGCAAAUUUUGAGAAGUUCGUGCAUUGCCUUAAAAAGAAGGUUACAGAAGUCACAGCUGAUAUAGGAGUUCACUUAGUGCAACAGAGCCACUUUGAUGACAAAAAAAAAAUCCAAAUAACCAUGCACAAGAUGUACUUGGUUCGGCAAGUUGCAUAUGGCCAUGGAGAGAGGGAAGAAAUUUUAAUUGAAGGAUUAGAUUACAAAGCUUGUGUAGAAAACAUACGUUCAAGGUUGGGUGUUGAUGCUGCUGUAAUUUUAGAGGCAAUGAUAGAGUCCAAUUGUGAUCAGAAAGCUACAGAAAACAGUUCUGUCACGGCAACCAUGGAUGCAAUCUUAGAAGGGGUGAGAAGAAAGCCUGGAGGAAAUGCAAUGGCAUUGGAACAAGUUAGAAUAAUCCUUGACCAACUUGGAUGCCAUCUAUGUAGUGAAGAUACAGGGGCAUUAUAUACUAUCGAUCUGAAAGGAGUUAUAGAAAUUUGUCGAAAUGAUGAGGUUGAGUCCCUUGUUUUGAGAAGAUAUGGAAAAGAAGCAUUUAGGAUACUCAGGUUACUGGUGAAGGACGGUGGAAAAAAAGAAACAGAUAUGAUUGCGGAUACAACUUUUAUUGAGAAGAAGGAAAAUCAAGUACUUCUAUACAAGCUUUGGAAGGAUGAGUACUUGGAUGUGGAGAGAGUGGUUACAGCUGUUGGGAAGCAACUUACUUAUUUCUUAUGGGAAGUGAAUAAAAAAAAGCUUUUGAUGCAUAUUGUCAAUGAUAUGUAUCAUGCUGCAUUAAAUCUCAGUAAAAGGGCAGGACACAUGAUUGAACAAGAUCCCGAGAUUUUAUUACCAAAACAAGGAUUGCCAGAAAAGCUGCAAAAGGAGAAAACAGCAGAGAAACGAAGAUGGAUGAUAUUGCAGUCAUCCCUUGCAAAGCUUGAUGAUGCUCUAAUGUUGUUCCAUGACUUCUAAUAUAUUACUUUGCUCCUUAUUUUUGUCUUAGUUGUAUGUAAGGAGUCAUAUUUCAAGUCUGAAGGCCAAGUGUAAUUUUGAUAUUGAUCGCCUGCAGUAUUAACAGUUAGGUUAUGCGACGUAGCUGGUAUGUGGA
Messenger RNA from Asparagus officinalis (garden asparagus), 1914 nucleotides. Its product is annotated as DNA-directed RNA polymerase III subunit RPC3. The transcript is spliced from 16 exons. Gene Ontology annotation, molecular function: single-stranded DNA binding. NCBI's taxonomy places the organism in Eukaryota, Viridiplantae, Streptophyta, Magnoliopsida, Asparagales, Asparagaceae. Gene Ontology annotation, cellular component: RNA polymerase III complex. The record is from RefSeq and is a predicted model, not a curated record. Gene Ontology annotation, biological process: DNA-templated transcription. Bases 24 to 1778 code for a protein of 584 amino acids.